Molecule: messenger RNA, 975 nt
Organism: Melampsora larici-populina 98AG31
Lineage: Eukaryota; Fungi; Basidiomycota; Pucciniomycetes; Pucciniales; Melampsoraceae
Exons: 16
Coding region: 1-975 (324 amino acids)
Source: RefSeq, a predicted model, not a curated record
AUGACAGGGGAGAGAGGGCUUGACGGGUCUCUCACGGUCAAACUGGGGUUUUGUCCGGCCUUGAGUACAAUCUCGGUGCAACACAAAGUUGCAAUUUUGCCAAUAAUUUUUUUAGCAGCUCUGCUCAAUCACUCGAUCGAUCGAACAAAAGCUAGUACCAGCACUCCCAACUUCAACAAUACAGGUACAGGUAUAUUAGCAGUUACACAUCAGGACCAGCCAGUAGCCGCUCGACUUGAAGCAGCAGUGGAGCUCCGGGUGAUAUCCAGCAGGAGUUGGUCCCAGGUAGCAAGAAUCACUGAAUCAGGCCAUGCAUUGUUUGCACCUACAGAACAUCAGCAUUUGAGUACCACCGGUCCCAUCAAAUGCCCGAGAGGAUCAGCCACUGCUGACCCCCUCAAUACUAGAUCAAAGGCAGGCACAAACAAAAUGCAGGCCGGCAAAAGAGGUAAUUCGAGACGCACCCUGGUGAACACCGCCGGUAUCCAGAUGGCCUCCACCCAGGAAUCACGAGGGAGCACUCGUGCGCAAAGCGCGGAAGAAGAUAUCAGCCAGGUCCUAGGGAGUGUUCCCAAUCACCCAACGAUCACCAAAGGAAGCCGGGUGGACAAAUUGAAGGUGAUGAAUCCGCCCGAGGCCGCAUCGACAGGUAUGUCACCGAGGGCCAUGUCUUUAGGUGUAGAAGGGGACGACAACGACAUGCAGGACAGUAGAUCUAUACACUACAGAAGAGCAGCAUCAGUAGACCACCGCAGAAAAAAGGCGACAGGGCCUGAUUUAUCAGGCUCAUUAAAAGCGAGUGCAACUGAGGCUACUGGGGAUGACAAACGUGGCAAGCAGGCCAGCGAGGACUCUGGUAGACACAGGAGUAACAGCAAAGUGGAAGACAAACAGGCCCCGGCGGAAGAGGCACCCAGUCCACCGGCUGUUCAGGAGGACCAAGAUGAUCAGGUAUCUUUGCAGACAAGACCAUGA